Kwoniella shivajii is the source of this 2175-nucleotide messenger RNA. RefSeq lists its product as uncharacterized. Bases 1 to 2175 code for a protein of 724 amino acids. The transcript is spliced from 11 exons. The record is from RefSeq and is a predicted model, not a curated record. NCBI's taxonomy places the organism in Eukaryota, Fungi, Basidiomycota, Tremellomycetes, Tremellales, Cryptococcaceae.
AUGCCAUCUUCCGAUUCCUCGGACAAUCCUCCAGUCCUACCGAUACAUUCAUCUGAUCAACAAGAUUCGCAAAGGGUGAACAUUCCAUCCGAGUUUGAGCACGGGCAAGCACUUGACUCAGGUUCUGGCUCAACCAUCCAUCCUUUGAAUCAUCCCAAUACCACUGAAUCAUCGUACCCACCUAAAUCAGAAUCGGAUAGUCAGACUCGUUACAAUGAUGCGAUCCAAGAAACAAGGACAAGAGGGGGAAGAAAGAGACAGGCAACUAUCUCAUCAUCACCAUUAACCACAACAGCAUUAGGAGAUUUAAGUAUCAAUCAUCCUUCAAACUCACAAACAGUAGGAAGGAGGAGAGCUCAUACCAUAGGUGUAUCAUUACGUCCUAACACAAAAAGACAACCAUCUCAGAUGAAGAAUUUCACAGAUGAUGAGGGGUCUGAUACAUUGACCCCAUUAAAUAAUACUAUGAGGAAUAAAAACGAUUUGGAAUCUGGUAUGGGAAUGAGAAUGGGAAGAGAAAGAUCAAGUUCAAAUGCAAGUAGGAGAAGUACAGGUGCAAACUCCAAUGGUAGAAGAUCAUCUACUCCAGUAGAAUUUGAGCUGGGUCAAGAUCAUGGUCAAUUAGAUGAUGAAAUGAUUGGUCUAUUAGAUGUCAUCGAUCCCCAGGUUGCCACUGUGAAUCACCUUCAGAACAUGACCAACUCGGUUCUAAUUCCUCAUUUACCUGCUUUGUGGAGUAGAAGACCUGAAGUUCAAUUACCACAGACAUCAAGUGAUGAAUCGUUAGCACCAUUACGACCCAACGAUUCCUCUACGACAGCUUCGACUUCGAACCGCCAGAGAUCAUCCACGAAUCGAUCAAGGACAACGUCCAUAUCAAGGUUCUUACCUGGCAGAUCUUCUGAACCAGGUAGCAGCACUCCUGGGACAGUAGAACAAUCUGAGGCUAAUUCAUGGGGACGUACAGCACCCAUCCCCAUACCCGAAAAUGAAGUCUUAAAUCAUGGAUCGGGAACGGGAACGGGAACGGGAACAUCAAAACAAGUGAUGAGACAAGAAAUGUCAGAAGAUAUAGAUGAAUUAAAACAAGAUCAUGAAUUAGAUAAACAUGUCAAGAAAAUAUUAAACGCUUCACAAAAAGCGAAAAUCAAAGAAGGGUUAAAAGGUUUAUGGGUAUUCGUUAAGACUCCAAUGGGUUUUAUUACUGCGAUAUAUGGUUUCUUGGUCGUCUUUUGGGGUGCAGCAAUCGUUCUUUUCUUGUUAAACUGGAUUCCAACGAAUAGUAAAAAUACUCAAGAUAUUUGGAUUGAAAUAAGCUCUCAGGUCGUUAAUGGUUUAUUCACAGUGACGGGUGUCGGUCUGAUUCCAUGGAGAGCAAUGGAUACAUAUCGGAUGUCUGUCAUUUGGACAUUGAAAAUCCGAGAUAAGAAUCUGAGAAAGAAACAAGGUUUACCACCUAUUGAAGAUAGCAAUGAUUUACCUGAUCCAGAAUUGAUCAAAGAUUAUGUUUUUGUGUUAUCCGAGAAAGAUCAGAAAAAUCUACGGUAUCAACAAGAAAAAUUCGCAAUCUCACAAACUUGGUAUAGAGCUCAUGCCACGGCUACGCAUAAGGCUUUCCCUAUCAAGUGGGCUUUAUGGAAUACAAUCUUGAUGGACGGGAAUUCGUUCUUUCAGUGUAUCUUAUGUGGUUGUAUGUGGGGACUGAAUCGACACCAACGACCUGCUUGGACGACUGGUUCUCUCAUUCCUCUUUCAUUCCUUUGCGGUAUAGGCGCCGCGGUAUUGAUCUGGCAAGGGUCCGCUCGAACCAAAAAAUCAGUCAGUGUUUCAGCAAAAUUACGAGAUGCUUUGAAUGUUCCAGUCGCAAUAGCUAUACCUCGAUCAAAAGACGGAACAGUCUUGAAUUCAAUCAAGAAUGAAGCUCCAGCAACUGACAUACCAUCAAAUCAAACUGAAUCCCCCCAAAAUGAGAAUCAAGCUACAGCAGCUGGAGGAAGGAGGACGACAAUCACUUUCGGUGAUGUUCCUGAUUCAAUGGGAUUCGAUGGUGAUGGGAAACGAAUGACAGAAGAUGGAAAAUCUAGAGAAAGAGGGAAGACUAUCGCUUCUCCUGAGAAAAGGUCGGUUGAUUUGGAUUUGGAUUUGGGUUUAGGGGAUGUCAUUGGGGAAAAGUGA